Kwoniella mangroviensis CBS 8507 is the source of this 1806-nucleotide messenger RNA. RefSeq lists its product as uncharacterized. The transcript has 12 exons. Gene Ontology annotation, cellular component: cytosol. Bases 1 to 1806 code for a protein of 601 amino acids. NCBI's taxonomy places the organism in Eukaryota, Fungi, Basidiomycota, Tremellomycetes, Tremellales, Cryptococcaceae. Gene Ontology annotation, biological process: fructose 2,6-bisphosphate metabolic process; fructose metabolic process. Gene Ontology annotation, molecular function: fructose-2,6-bisphosphate 2-phosphatase activity; ATP binding; 6-phosphofructo-2-kinase activity. The record is from RefSeq and is a predicted model, not a curated record.
AUGGCAGCUCCAUUGUACGUCACCCAGUCUGGAAGACUGUUCCAUGCCGGUCUGAUUCUCAUAGUCACAGUGGGACUACCAGCUCGAGGUAAAACUCACAUCUCGAGAGCACUGGAGAGAUAUCUGCGAUGGUUAGGUGUGAAAACGAGGGUUUACUCUUUAGGUGAUUAUAGACGAAAGGUAUUGGGUGGUGCACAGAACGUACCUCCGGAUUACUUUCAGACGAAAUCCCCUCGGUCAGAGGCUACCAACGCCCUUCGACGUCGGAUCAAAAACGAGUUGGAAGAUCAGAUCAUGGAUUUCUAUACUGUCCAAGGUGGUCAGGUCGUUAUAUAUGAUGCGAAUAAUGGGAAUGUGAAAAAUAGGAAAGAUUGUUAUGAGAAAUUCGAAAGUAAAGGUGUUCACGUUAUCUUCUUGGAGAGUGUAUGCGAUCAAGAAGAAAUCAUCACUGCUAAUAUAAGGAGUGUCAAAUUAUCGUCACCUGAUUAUGCAGGUUGGGAUGCCGAUCGGGCAGUAGCAGAUUACUGGAGUCGAAUUCGUGAUCAAGAACAAGUGUAUGAUACGGUCACAGCGGAUGAAGGUCCUUUUAUCAAAGUCAUGAAUGUUGGUGAGAGGAUUGAAGUAAAUAGGAUAGAAGGAUACCUACAAACGAGAUGUUGCUUCUUCUUGAUGAACAUACAUACGAAACCAAGGACGAUAUAUUUUGCCAGGUCCGGUCAAUCCCUCAUCGAACAUUCCUACAAAGCAGAUUCCGAUCUAUCCCCAGCAGGAUGGGAAUACUCUGAGAGGAUGAAAGCUGCUGUUAUAGCUAGACGAAAGGCAUUGAAAGAAGAGAAGAAAGCUAAUGGCGAAGCAGUAGGGAAUGAAAACCCAUUGCUCAUUUGGACAUCCGCGAGGAGACGAGCGUAUCAUACCGCAUGGCCAUUCGUCCAUUCUGGAUUUAAGGUAGUUCAGAAACCCAUCAUGAGUGAAAUCAACCCUGGUGUAUGGGAUGGGUUAUCGACUGGCGAAGCGAUGGAAUUAUAUCCCGAUGAAUGGGAUAGGUUCUUGAGUGAUCCGUAUGCCCAUAGAGCUCCGAGGGCGGAAUCGUACCAUGACCUCAGUGUUCGACUUGAACCCGUCAUCUUUGAGCUGGAGAGAUGUCAAGAUGAUCUUUUGAUCAUUGGACACGCGUCCGUUAUUCGAUGUUUGCUCGCGUAUCUCGUCGGAUUACCUCCUAACGAAGUUCCAGCUGUCGAGAUUGCAAGAGGAGAUUUGGUAGAAGUUACACCUGCGAGUUAUGGAGUCAUCUCCAGGGCAUUCCAUUUCUGGUCAGGAGAAGGUCGAGGUGACGCUUCUGGUGAAAACCUUUAUGAGAACUUUGCCGAAUCGACCUCAGGCAAAGGGACAGUCUUACCUGAUUCAGGUGUGAAUUUCGCCGCCGACGCAUUCAACAUGGAACAAGAAGCCGAAGAGGAAGAAAAAAUCGAGAAGGAGAUUCAAGCUGAUAAUUUGGCUAAGUCGUUGAAAGGGAAGAUAUUGAAUAAAUUGCAUAAUUCAAGUAAAGACGGUACGAGGUCUGCACCUCAUCCUCACCCGCAGGGGCAAUCUACUUUACCUCAUUUACAGGAGGACAAGGAAAAUGAACGGGAAGAAAGGACGACGGGGAGCGAUGCCGAGUACGGUAAUAGUCCUGCUUCGGAGGAAGUGCUUAGUGAAGGGGAUUUGGAAGGUAAAGAGGGGGGAAGUCUAAGAGCAAGAGCUAGUGAGUUGCAGGCCUUCGAUAUCUGGAAUGAGAUAGAAGAAGCUGACAAAGUAUCUGGAUAA